Messenger RNA from Acanthosepion pharaonis, 681 nucleotides. The record is from the annotation of a GenBank genome assembly. Lineage: Eukaryota; Metazoa; Mollusca; Cephalopoda; Sepiida; Sepiidae.
AUGCAUGAAAUAAUCUAUAUUUCUUUCUAUCUGUAUGUCUUCCUAGCAACAUGUCUAUCUAUAUAUCUGUCUCAGCCGGUUCAUAUCUAUCUAUCUAUCUCAGUCGGUUCAUAUCUAUUUGUUUAUCUAUCUAUUUAUCAAUCUAUCUAUCUAUCUAUUUAUCUAUCUAUCCAUCUCAGUCGGUUCAUAUUUAUCUAUCUCAGUCGAUUCAUUUCUAUCCAUCUAUCUAUCUAUCUCAGUCGGUUCAUAUCUAUCUAUCUAUCUAUCUAUCUAUCUGUCUGUCUGUCUGUCUGUCUGUUCAUAUCUACCUAUCUAUCUAUCUAUCUAUCUAUCUCAGUCUGUUCAUAUCUAUCUAUCUCAUCCGGUUCAUAUCUAUCUAUGUAUCUAUCUAUGUAUCUAUCUAUGUAUCUAUCUAUUUAUAUAUUUAUCUAUCUCAGUCGGUUCCUAUUUAUCUAUCUAUUUAUCUAUAUAUUUAUCUAUCUAUCUAUCUCAAUCGGUUCAUAUCUAUCUAUCUAUCUAUCUAUCUAUCUAUAUAUUUAUCUAUCUAUCUCAAUCGGUUCAUAUCUAUCUAUCUAUCUAUCUAUCUAUCUAUCUCAAUCGGUUCAUAUCUAUCUAUCUGUCUGGUAUGGAUGCUCGAAAAUAAGUUACAAAGAUCAUUAUUACUACAGAAAUAAAAGGUGA